AAAAUUCCAUUCGGGUAGUUUUCAUUGAACUCUCAUAUAUCCUCCAAUUUAAUUUAUAUAUAGCUCUAGCUAGGCAAAUUAAUGAUUAACUCUUUGCAUAAGAAGCAUAAUUUCAUACAUCAUUCAUGGCCUUAAUAGCUCCCACAAUAAAUUCACUUUCUUGUUUUGCUUCUACAAAUCCAAGCAAUUCUCCAACAUCUCUAAUCUCGAAAUACCGCUAGAAGAACGCUGUCAACCUAUAUCUACUCUCCGGCUUCUAGCCGUUUGAAGAAAAUGUGCAAAACUUAAAUCUCAAGAACGUGAAGAACAUACAAGUUUCAAACCGAGAUGAUCCAUUUGAGAGCUUGGAGAUGACCAAUGCCAAUCAAGGUUUAGGCAUUGUGCUCCAUUUUAGACUCGAGAUCGAUCAAAACCUUCACAUAAUUUACAAAGAAUGCACCCAUUUCUAUGCCUGUGAUAUUCAUGAGCUCGCACUUUGCUUUAGAGUGCUGAGACAAGAUGGUCACUAUGUUCAAGAAAGUAUUUUCGAAAACAUCCUUAACAAGAAGGGUAGACUCGAAGACGACCCAAAAGUUGACGUGAAGGUUCUAUUGUAUGAAGCUUUUGAGAUCUUUCUAGAAGACGAAGAAACACAUGAUGGAGUGAAAGAAUUUAUGUUUGACCGCCUUAAUGAACUUUGCUCAUGUCGAAAAAGUCAUCAAGAGCGAGUUAUGAUGAGUACUUUGGCGCAGCCUCGCCACAAAACCUUAAGAAGAUUAACGUCUAACAGGUUCAUAAGCAUGAUCAAAAUUGCGGGUCAAGAAAAUAAAGAGUGGUUUCAAUCUAUAUUGGGAGUGGCUGAGAUUAAGUCCAUUUUGUUGAAGUCCCUUGUUCAUGAAGAAAUGUCUCAAAUAUCAAAAUGGUGGAGAGAGCUUGGUUUAGAAAAAGAGCUGAGGAAGAUAAGAAAUCAGCCAUUAAAAUGGUACACAUGGUCCAGGGAAAUUCUUCAAGAUCCAACAUUAACCGAACAAAGGCUUGAUCUUACCAAACCAAUAUCGCUUGUUUACGUUAAAGAUGACAUUUUCGAUGUUUAUGGAAAGCUAGAAGAACUAAUCAUCUUCACACAAGUUGUUGAGAGAUGGGAUCACAAGGGGCUUGAGAAGCUACCGAGAUACAUGAAGGUUUGCUUUGAGGCUCUAGAUAUGAUCACAAUGGAGAUUAGCAUGAAGAUCUGCAAAUCACAUGGCUGGAACCCAACAGACUCUCUUCGAAAAUCGUGGGCAAGUUUGUGUAAAGCAUUCUUGAUAGAAGCAAAGUGGUUUAAUUCAGGCUACUUACCGAAUACUGAAGAGUAUAUGAAGAAUGGGGUUGUGAGUUCAGGUGUUCAUUUAGUGAUGCUCCAUGUCUACUUCUUGUUGGGAGAAGAACUCACAAGAGAGAAAGUUGAACUAAUUGAGAGCAACCCGAGGAUUGUAUCGUCUGCAGCUACAAUCCUCAGGCUCUGGGAUGAUCUCGGAAGUGCCAAGGAUGAGAACCAAGAUGGAGCUGAUGGAUCAUACAUAGAGUGUUACAUGAACGAGUACGAGGGAUCAACUGUUGAUGAAGCGAGAACACAUGUUUUCCACAAGAUAUCUAAAGCAUGGAAAUGUUUGAACAUGGAGUGUCUGAAUCCAAGUCCAUUCUCAAGAUCAUUCUCAAAAGCUUGUCUCAAUAUUGCAAGAACAGUUCCUUUGAUGUAUAAGUACAACUAUGAUGAUGAUCAACGACUUCUCGGUCUAGACAAAUAUCUCAAGUCUCUAAUGUAAAAAAGUUUACUCGUGUUUGCUCAAUUAUAGAAGUUCAUCCCUUUCGAGUUUCGAGCUAA
Camelina sativa (false flax) is the source of this 1843-nucleotide messenger RNA. RefSeq names its product terpene synthase 14 (gene TPS14). The record is from RefSeq and is a predicted model, not a curated record. Gene Ontology annotation, biological process: terpenoid biosynthetic process. NCBI's taxonomy places the organism in Eukaryota, Viridiplantae, Streptophyta, Magnoliopsida, Brassicales, Brassicaceae. Gene Ontology annotation, molecular function: terpene synthase activity; magnesium ion binding.